CAGUUGUGCCUGCUGAACGCGGCCAAUGAUAGCUUUCGGUUCUUGGAAAAAGAACAGACCCAUUUAAUUUCCGUGUUGACCGCGGGUGGCACUUUAGGCGCCCCCGCAAGCUAUGGCAAUUUCGUACCCUCAAGGGCGUGCACAACGUGCCAACGACCCACGUUUCGUCGCGGAGCACGGAGAUUGACGGAGAUUGCGGAGCUUCCUGCGGGUCGGUGUGUCGCGGGUUUAAAGGGCAGUAAGCGAGCGAUUUGCCUCGUCACCGCAACAUUCGGGAUUGUACGUAUAAAUGCCGAGUUACUCCUCUUCCCACCUGCGUUCAGCCGAGUGAGAGUCGCGUCCGACGACCACGACGCGGGAAGUCGCGAAUACCAGGGUGUGAAUUACGAUCGUUUCCGUAUCGCGUGCGAGCGAGGCUGGUAUUGACGCGGGAGUCUACGUAUACUCCGCGCGUUCGCCCGAGAUCGCGACAGUUCCUCAUCGACUCCGGCCGGUGGUCCUCUCCUCUCGACGAGAACCUCGGCCCGGUUAGAUGGGCGAUCGGGUCGGAGAGGCGCGCGGCUGACCGCGCGGAUCCACGGCGGACGCGCACGCGAGCGUACAAUUUGCCUGCGACCACGGUUCUCCCUUGGGGGCCCCCGAUGACCGCCUGACGGCUGGAGCUUCAUGUAUGUAACUAGACUAUGACAGCGAUGGAUUCCGAUUCCGAGAGUCAGGAUAGCGACGAAGGGCGGCGAUUUCGUUUCGAGGCCACGCGCAAGGACUCGGCCGCGCCCGUGGACACCGCGGGUCGAACCAAGUCGCCUAAGAAGAAGCACGAGUCGUCCCGCGACGAGAGCUAUCGGGACAGGAAGGAACGAUCCAAACACGAGAGCGGCGGCAAGGCGGACGACAAGGAUCUCAGACACUCCGGGAAGUACUGGAAGCACGAGUCGAGGAACUCGAGGCAGGAGGACGGCAAGAAUUCGCACAAGGACCACAGGGAGAGCAGGUCCGGUCUCGCCGUGAAUGACCGAGGCUCCAGAAGUUCCAACGGCGGCAACGACGCGAGGGAGAGAUCGCGCGACUCCAAGUGGCAGUCGGACAGGGACCGGAGCGUCCACCGGGCGCAGCGCUCGCGGGAGCACUCGUACGAGAGAAACCAUCACGACGAGCGUGCGUCGAGCGAUAAGCACCGGGGUCGAUAUCACGAGAGGCACAAGCAUCGUUCUCGCGACAGGAGCCGGGACAGAGCUCAUCAGUCGAGUAGAGUCAAGUCCUCGAGCGACAAUCAUCGGUCUCGGGAGGAUCACGGGAGGCACGAUUCCUCCAGGAAGAUAUCGGUGAAGGAGAAUAGGUCGCAGAAUUCGAGAGACCAUUCCUCGCCCAAGAGCACCGAGCGCGAGCGCAGUCACAGCGAGACUCGCUCGGGCGAGAACACGAAGGAUAAGAAGGAUUCGUCGAUAGAGGUUCAAGACUGCAAGGAUUUAGAUUUGUCGCAAUUCGACGUCCUGUCGGAGACCGACGAGAACAUGUCGGACGACCGGGAUUCCGAGAGCCGAACGUUAUCUCCGCACUCGCGUAAGAUCAAGAGACACGAUUUCGGAAGCCGGUCGGGAAGUCGCGCGACAAAGCGAGAGAACGAUGACGGUGCCAGCGAGAGAAAACGGCGGGAGGAGCUAAAGGUAAAGAAAAGGAGCUGUGAUCCGGCAUCUAGUUCCAGUAAUAAUAAUCCUAGUGCCGUUUCAGAUCCCUUACUCGCCUCCGCGUCGCACGCGACGCUCUUGGUAACGCGAGAGACUCGUACGGACUCUGAGAGAGAAAAGUCUGAAUACCGUCAAGAGGAGAGUAACGUCGAACGUUAUUCUCUUCCGAGUUCGGGAGAGAAGCAUUCGCGUUCUAGUGCUUCUUCGGGUGAGGCGCGAUCAUUGGAGAAAAAUACCGAUCAGGCCGGAUUCACGUACGGUCCGCUUUUACCACCGGGAUUCGCAUUCAACACGUCCGACGACGAACCUAAUGUUGCGACGCCGAAUAUCCUUGACGAAUACAAAGUCAGCGAUGAGGUCGAUGGAAACGGUAUGAAUGUUAUCGGACCUCGUUUACUACCUCGGUUAAACGAUCGUCGAAGCGUGGAGCGAGAAGACGCAGCGGAUGCUUCUGCGACGGAAGCGGACGCUGUUUUCGGGCCAGCACUGCCACCACAUUUGUUACAAAAACACCGACGGAACCAUUCGCGGGAUAGAAUUAUCGGCCCUGUGUUACCCGACACGCUGAAGUCUCAGGAGGAAGGUUUGACCGCGUCCCCGGCAUCUGACGACGAAUCUGGGAUAGGUCCCCUACCUGUGGAUCACCCAGCUCUACAAACUAGCCGCGUACACGAAGAGUUAGAUUUGAGAGCGCAAAGAAUUAGAGACGAAAAAUAUUUGGAGGAGAUUGAUAUUGGAAAUAAACGCGAGGAAUGGAUGACCGAGUUACCGUCCGCUCAAGCCGCCAAUCUCGGCCUGGGCCCGCGCAAAUUCAAGCUUCGAGACGGCCCAGAUAUGUCAGAUAGAUCAUGCUGGACCGAUACACCGGUACAAAAAGCUCAGAAGCAGAUGAAUUUGGAAAAUGUAAAAAAUGAAGCGAAAAGAUUCAGAGAAUCAGAGAAAAGACGUGUAAAUGAAUUUCGCAGAAAAGAAGCGGACAAGGGUGAGAAGCGCGCGAAAUCGCUAUUAGAAGUGCAUCAAAGCAAGAUCGCCAAGAAAAAGAAGAAAGAAGAAAGAGAAGCGAGACGGACUGGAGUGUCAACGAGAAGGCCGUUUGAUAGAGACAUCGAUUUGCAAGUUAAUCGAUUUGAUCAGUCGCAAAAGAAGUCUAUUCUGAUGAAAGCGCAGAUGCUCGACGAUAGGUUCUCGCGUGGGCAAGUCUAAUGGUUCGAAUUUUCACGGGGAUUGUGGUAAUUGUACAUAAUUAUUAAUUAUAAAGGAAAGUUCUAUAUUAAAUACAUUGAUUUGCAAGUUAAUCGAUGCGGCACAAAGAAAGACGAUUGAUGAAAGUGCAGUUGCUCGACGAUAGGUUCGACGUAGACAAAAUUAACGGGUUCGAAUUCUCACGGGAAUAAAAUUAAAAUAACUGUAAAUAAUUGUUAAUUUUAAUGGAAUUUAGAUUGUAUGUUAUACGUACAUUCGGAAAUUGGCAGAGAUACUGAAUAAUGUUUCACGGUGCCUUGAACUAACAGAGUUCUUGCCAUUUUUGACUGACAGUUUUACAUCAAUGUUUUAGCAGAAUAUGCACACCGGUUUCGUUAUAUUCUAAUCGUGAUAUUUUAUAAAUUUUUUUUUAUAAAGCCACAUUUUACUGUCGGAGUCAACUAACUUUCGUCAAAUAUUUCGACUUCACCUCAGUUCCUCGGCUGUUUCCGAAACAAAUGUGUUGUAAAUUGUGUCGCGAACGUUAUUGCAGACUUGAUUUUCUAUCACGGCUACGAGUCGAGCGUUUGUUUUAGAUAAAGUUUAUUCAGUCGUUUCCUGCACGUUUCGUACUUGCAUUGUGCGAUGCAACGACGCAUAAGUUACAAUCGAACGGAGAUUUUAUAAAUACUGACUCGUAAUGUAUAUAUAGCGUUGUUCUGUAUGUGACGCAUCGUAAAAGCGACCGUGAUGUAUGUAAUAAUAACGAUUGUACGGUAUAUUUCUGCUCAUGCGUAAAAUAGAUAUGCCGCUCGUUGUUUAAUCGUCGUAUUUUCUAUAAGUGAGACAGUACAAAAUAGUGCGAUACUUGGCACUGUUGAUACGUAUCUUGGAAGGAUACAUAUCAGCGUGGCUGCAGUAAGUACAAGUAAAACUACGUUGUCACACUUGUACGCUCGAGACACAUCACACUGACUUCACGUAUACGUUCCCAGAUGCGACUCGAUACUUUCGGUGGGCCUGAAGCCAAAUGUUCCCAAGUUUUCAAUUUACAUUACUUGAGAGACUAUACGUACGUACGCAUAGUCAUAGUAAAUAUACUGAGCGUCCCAUUGAAUAAGCUGAAGCUUGUAAGAGAGAGAGAGAUUUAAG
This is a messenger RNA of Vollenhovia emeryi, 4019 nucleotides long. Its product is annotated as protein split ends. NCBI's taxonomy places the organism in Eukaryota, Metazoa, Arthropoda, Insecta, Hymenoptera, Formicidae. The record is from RefSeq and is a predicted model, not a curated record. The transcript has 6 exons. Bases 684 to 2888 code for a protein of 734 amino acids.